UCAACCGCCACCACACCACAACGCGACAGCCACAACAGCGCCUCUCCUUCACCACCCCAUUCCACCCACCACCACCAUCACCCCAACAAUCAUCGGUCCUCUGAAGCGACUGUAGUGUGCUCUUGUGCUCUUGCUCACACACUGCGAUGGCACGGCAGCGGUGUUUGCUGUGGCCGCUGUCAUCGCCAUGCCGCAUCACCGCCUCCUGCGUCCACCUUCUCUUUGCUUUGCUUCUGCUGCUGUUGAGCGCACCGGUUCUGACGCCCGCACAAACCACACCCAUAUCCACAACUGCAAGUGCAACUGCAACUGCAACCACCACCUCGAAUACGACAACGACAACAACAACUGUUGCGUUUUGGCACUGUGCGAGCUCGACAUGGCCCAACGGGGAUGAGGAUACGCUGGGAGUGUUGGCUGACAUGGCGCUGAAGCACGUGCUGGCCGAUGAAGCCACGUUGGUCAACACGGUGGACAUUAGUGUGCGGCGUGCAGCGGCGUGGUGGCGUGACGCCGACGCGCAGUUUGGCGGAUCUUCGCCAAACAUCAUCGUCUUAGCGUGCCCAGAGAUCCCUCUGCGCUGGCAGCUGCUGCUUGCCGACUUGCUCGUGGGCAGCAGCAGCAGCUCCUGCGCGCUGGAGACAAUGGGCGCGGACGUGGACGUGGCGCAUCUCGUGCCGUCUGUCUGCUUCUUCACCCUGCGAGCGGAUUUCACCUCCAUCGCCGACACCGUGAUUCGAGCAGCCUCUCCGAUCCAUCCCGUGUUCAUGCUGGUGGACGACAACCAAGUGGAGGCUGUCCUUGACAUUCGGCGCACCAUCCUCGCCGAAAGCAACAACGAUGACGACCCAGAGGUUCCCAAGCGUGACACCACCAUGCCCAUCGUGCCAGUCAGAAACUCGCUCACCGAGACGGUCGAUGCCCUGGUCAUGUCCGUACCAAGUUCCGUUGUUCUGCUUGCUCGCCCAAGCGCCAACCGUGCUGCCCACCUCAACAUCGUCGCCACCACCCUCGAUGCCAACAAGGUGACGCUGGCUGUCCUGGCAUGGAGUGAGCUGGACAUUUUGAGGAGCGUUUCGGUAUCACCCAACACGUGCUCGGUUCAUCUCUUCGAUAUCGACUGUAGCCUCGCAGAGAAAGCGACGGCCAUCUUGCGCGUGCCCGUGCCUGCAAGCACGAACCCAAGCGCGCCAGAAUGGCAACAGUUCCUUUCACAGUUGCUCUCUGAUGACGAGAGGGGCAACGCAUCCACAUCCGCCACGGUUGCUGCCGCAUGGGACGCGGCACAGAUUAUCCAGCAAUCCAUCACAGCGACAGCACAAGAUGACCGCCCAGGAAGCAGCGGUCGCUUGCAGUUUGUGCUCAACUCCACUGGCUUUGAUACGACAUUCACAGGCCGCGUGCACCUCCGCACUCUCCCCUCCUCGUCAUCGUCAUCAUCGUCAUCGUUUCCGUCACCACUGGCAGCCGUGCCCUCGGCCAUGUGGAUUGCCACAACAGCCGCCUGCGCUCUACCAGACGCAGGCGGGGUGUGUGCCGCGCAAUUCAAACGCACGUCUGUUAACGCCACAGGCACAGCACUGCUGUCGUCGACGCUUGCGCUGUUGCCGCAGCGGCUUGUGCUUCGUCUGGCUGUGGCGCUACCACUGACUGUGCCUGGGUACAGCACUGGCCGCAGUGCAGAGUGGCGGGCGGCAAUCGACGUGGCAGCAGAGGGGCUGGGCCUCACCAACAACGGGCUCGUCACCAUCAAGACAACCGUCUUUGACACCAACGCAGACUGCUUCCAGCUUGGGCGCACGAUUGGGCAGCAGUCGUUCCACGCGGUGAUUGGUGCCGUGCGGUCGUCGUGUUCUGGUCCGCUCUCCCUCGGCCUUCGCCCAUAUGGCGUUCCUCAGGUCUCCUUCGCAUCCACGGCCCCAUCCCUCUCCAACACCACGCGCUACCCGACGCUGUUCCGCAUACCGCCGUCCGACCUCCACCAGGGGCGUGUGCUUGAGCUGCUGUGUCGCCGCUUCAACUUCACGCACGUGGCCGUGCUCAUGCAGGACGACACAUACGGGCAGGGCCUCGCUGCUGCGUUUGCAGACGCGUUCCUCGCCAACAACGGCACCAUCACAUUCAGGGGCACCAUCCCCGCAGGCGACCAGCCCCACUCGCUGUUUCGCGGUCUCCUGCAGCAGGCGCGCGCGUCCGGGACCAGCGUCAUCCUCACGUUUGCUCUGCUGGUCCCGACACGACAAAUGUUCGCAGCGGCCGAGGAAUUGGGGAUGCUGGGGGAGAACUGGGUGCAUCUCACCGUCGACGCAAACACGUUUGCAAACACCGCGGCGGAGGACACGGUGAUUGAUGGUGUGGUUGGGGUGCGUCCACGCACUGGUGCUGGCGCUGUCUAUGAAGGCUGGCUUAACUACACCAGCGCUUCAGGCGUUGGAGAGGCAUUUCGGCGCCGCUUCUCGCUGCCCACCGGUGAUGGCGGCUUCAACCCAAACACUUACGUCCCCCACAGCCUGGAUGCGGUGCAAGUGCUGCAUGUUGCUGCAACGCGUGCUGUGGAGAGCAAGGCAACCCUCUCCACCUUCCCGUCGGUCUCCCUCGUGCGCACGAGUGUUCUCCAUGAGUUACAGGCCAUGACUGACCCUGCGCUCGGAUUUCGCGGAUCAACGAGCUCGAACGUGUACUUCUCGCCCGAGGGCGAUGGGCGCAUCGUGUAUUCAAUUGCAAACGUCGCCGACAACCUCCUCCUUGGCGUUGGUGUUGCAGAUGAGGUCGAGUCGCGUCUGCGGCUUUCGCUGCAGCAGCCAAUUGUCUGGGGUGGUGGGAAACCUGUGCCGCCAUCCACAUUCUCCGUCGUCAGAAGAACCAUCACGGUUGCGUGCCUUGCGCUUGUGGAUGAGAGCGAGCUUGAGGACGAGUUGGCAGCGGCCUGCACGUGGUCCGCGGGUAUCGUGUCCAACCUCAACAACAUCGACGUCACCGCCAGCAUCAUCACGCGUGAGACGGUGCUUGGUGCAGAGGAGGCAGGUAGCGCCCACACCUCGCUGUUGUCGCUGGAAGCACACAUGCGGUUGUGCAACAGGACGCAGGAGUAUCUUCUCAAUGCCACGCUUGAGAAGGAUUUGGUGGCUGUUGUGGGCGUUGUGCCCUCGCUCUGUCAGCAGGACUGGGCGCCGCAGCUCACCCUCUUGGGGCUGCCGCAGUUUGUCGUGUCAUCCUUUCCUCGCCUCAACCCUUCACCAUCAACAACACCGCCAACAGCGUCACAGUCGUCACAGCAAGCGGGCACGGGCAACAGUACAAGCACAACGGGUAGUGGUGGUGAUGACGAUGAUGAUACCAGUGGUGUCGGCGGUGAUGGUGGCUUCAAUGACGCAGGCGCCAAUGACGAUGAUGGUGCGACGCGCCAGUCGCCGCUGUUCCUGCUCGAUGGCAGCGCGCAUCUUCACAUUGAUCAAGUGCUCCUCGUCCUGCGCAACAACAACUGGACCCGCUUCUCUGUGCUCUGCCACAAUACCCUCGUGCCGCACACGCAGGAACUGAUGUCAGUCGCCCGCAACCACGGCUUCAACCCGCUCGGUUUCACACCGGCGCCAGAGGCCGCCACACACAACAGCACGGCACUGCAGCUCCUGAUGCAGCGUCAUCGCACCCUUGACGCAAGCAUCACCAUCGUCCUCGCUCCCGACUUUCUCCACGCGGACGCUUACUUGCGGGCUGCAGAACGUGCCUUCAUCACGGGCGAAAAUUGGGCGUGGAUCCUCGCUUUUGGGAGCUGGCGUGGCAUCCACUUCAGUCGCACUGUCACCUUUCGCGAUGCUGUUGUUGUGCUGAGUCCGCCUUCAGGCAGCGGCAUGGCAUUCCAGAACUUCCUGCCGAGCACGUCCACGUCUGCUGGGCGCCUCUUCUCCUUCUCCUUCCAGUCAGCGGGGAUUGCAGGCGACAUUGGGCCCUCGCUGCUGUCGCUUCGCGUGCAUGACGGCAUGCUGGUGCUGGCCCGAGUGCUUCAGGAUGCAGUGGAGCGUCGACUGAUUGACUACCGCCAGUCCCCUGCUGACCUCCGCGCUGUCAUCGUGCACGAGACAAAUGCCGCCCUUGACAGCAACCACAAGCAGCAGAACUGCGAUGAAGACGGUGGUUUGGGUUUGCAGCUCACGUCUGGCCUGUGUGUCUCGCGCGCAGACAACUUUGGCCGCGUGCACGACGUGCACACGACUCCCACAGCCAGCGCCAACAGCGCCAACAACAUCAACACCACCCACACCACCACCACCCACACCACCACCACCCACACCACCACCACCCACACCACCAACAGCACCGUUCACGAGCUGCCCAUGAUGACAGCUGAUACCGUGACGGUGCUGGAUCCUGGUACGCAGGUGCUGAACGUUGGUGCCGGCGUGUUCACGGAAGCAGGGCGCAUUGCGGGCGGCCGCGUCACCAUCAGCAAGCGCAUCAUAUGGGGUGCUGGUGCCCUGCACCCGCCCAGCGAUGUGCCCGUGCUGGUGGCGGAGGUGCUGGUGAAGUAUGUUGUCAUUGCACCGCUCUCCCGUGCGCUGACGGAGCAAGAAGGGCUGCUAUACGACCAGCUGGCUUCCAUUUCCACCAUUGUUCCGUCCCUGAACCAACUGACAGGCUUCUCCGACACGCUGACAGUCCGCAUUUUGCCGGUGCGCCUCAAUGUGGACGCUUGUUCCUUCCUCUCCCCGCCAAUGCAGCCGGACAAUGCAGCCGACAUCUGGGUUGUGGUUGGUCCGGAAUCAUGCAUCCUGUCCAUGGGGCGCAUGGCGCGCCGCUUCCACCAACCACUGAUGGGCGUGGUCACUGCGUACGACAUUGGGCUGUCGCCGCAAGACUCAAACCUGCUGCAACAAUGGAGCAUGCCUGCAAAUGCGUCUCAGGCCGCCAACAGGCCACAGGCGCGUGACGUGACGAGCGGUCGUGAGGAUAACGUGCGUGAAGUGACGCACCGCAACCGCAGCAGCCAGAGCACGACCACGGCAGCCCCCACCACCACCCCCAGAUCAGCCACCACUGGCAGCGGACCAAGCAGUGGCAGCACGCUGGCAAGAUCGGCAUCCAUGACUGGAAUGGCAACAGGAAGUGGUGGCAAGGAUGGCGCGAAACAAGGCGGUGGCGUGUGCAAGGAGCUUGAGGAGUUUAUGCGGGAAGCGAGCGUGCUGUGUCAGAUGAAGGACAAGAAUGUUGUCGGUUUCAUUGGCGUGUGCACGACGCUGCACCCGUUCCUCCUGGUCACGGUGUACUCUGCAAAAGGGUCACUGCUGUCUCUGCUUCGCGAGCGCAAGGAAUCUCUCAAUCCACUUCCGCUGUGGGGAAAACUCAUGAUGGCGCGCGAUAUUGCUCGCGGCCUGCGCACCGUCCACCAGAAGGGAUUCGUGCACCGUGAUAUUGCUGCUCGCAACAUUCUCGUGGAUGAAGACUUUGUUUGCAAGGUCGCUGACUUUGGGCACGCGCGUGCGAAGACCAACGGGCAGUGCCGCGUGACGGAUGAUCGUGUUGCUGUUGCGUGGACCGCACCGGAAGCACUGGACACGCGCGUAUUCUCCGAGCAGACAGACAUCUGGUCAUACGGCGUGACGGUGUGGGAGCUGUUCAGCGAUGGCACGAUGCCGUACCUUGGGCUCAAGAACUCCACCAUCUUCCGCCUCCUGCAGAAGGGGCACCGUCUCGGCAAACCAGACGGAUGCCCGCGCGACGUCUACAUUCUGAUGCUGGCGUGCUGGGCGACGGAUCCGAGCGAACGACUGUCGUUUGCCGAAACAUGCGACAUGCUCGACACUGCACUGCAAGGGGCGGAGGUCGCGCCGAUGGUGAACGAACAGAUGCAGGUUGUGGAAGAGAAUGUGGAGGCGUGGUUGCGACAGAGCCAGGCCUCAGCCACCUCCAACACUGACGGUGGUGAUGGUGGCGAUGGUGGUGACGAUGAUGACAACGGUGAUGGUGAUGAUCGCGGCCAUGGGCGCACGGACGGCGAAUGUGGAUGCCAUGAGGAUAGCGGCACUGCUGGCACCAACACGGGCGAGAGCAGCGGCAGCGUGAACCGCGAUGAGCUCUUCUAUGCGGGCAGCGGAGGCGCACGCAGCAGCAGCACCGUUGCAAGCGAGGGCAUGAAGCGCAACGCUUCCAGUUGUGUGUCCUUGCAUCGCGAGAAAUAUCAUCCCCACCUUCACCUCCCUGGCCUUCGCCAUGAUCUCUCACGCCGCGGCACAGCAACGCCAAAGGCGCUCUUGAACGUGCACCUGCAGAUCCCAACACGCGAAAGCAACGCAUCCAGUGCUGGUUCCAGCAAGCGUGGAAGUGCCGUGCAGCUGCACCCUGAUGUCAAGCAAUCACCGCCUCACGACUUUGAUCGCCACGCAUAUGUGGAUUUGUUUGAGACGCGCGAGACUGUUGUUGCCAGCAACAGCUCUUCACACAACGCAAGCCAGCGGUCCUCUCAGGCGGUGGAACAAGAGGAGAGACACGACGCGACUUCAACGGAGGAACGCAGCGAUCGCGCACAGUCGCAGCAAGUCAUUCGCGUAGAGACUGAAUCAGCUGAUGAUGAUGACGACGAUGGUAGCGAUGAUGAGAACAGCGAUGGUGUUGGUAGUGAUCAUGAUGCUGCUCGGCGUCCUGCCAGCCGUGAUGAUCGCGACGGACGGAGGAAGAGCAGUGUUGCCGGUACUGGACAAAUUGCGAUUGUGGCUGUUGAAAGCGAGGAACACAAAGACGCCAGUGACAGCGACAGCGAUGAGCUGGACGUUGAUGACAUGCUGACAGCAACAACACCAGCAAGCAGCAGAGGCAAGCUGGACACCAUUGACGAAAGCAGCAGCGAUGGUGACAUCAGCCGUGAUGGCGAACACACGCAAGGCAACUGCAGUGGGGUGCCGAAGUCAAGGAGCCACAGGGAACAGCACCAACGCCGCCAACACGGAGUGGAUUUCAGCUUCUCGCGGCACCCGUUUGUGAAGACGAAUGCAGUGGUGAGCGACUCUGCUGCUUCCAGCUCCACACUCGCCAGCGUCAUGUCAGUGGCUGCACUGGCCACUGCGCCUGCUGACAAUGUUGCUGCGACGUCCCCUGAUGAUGUGGAUGGCGGUGAUGUGCGUGGCGAUGAUGACGAGUUGUCUUACGCUGCAAAGGACGCGAGGGCGAGCAGUGCAUCUCUUUCACUGAUGCAGAUGCACACGGAUCACGUCACGCCCGUGCGGUAUGCCCGAUCAAUGCCGCAUCACACGCCAGCGGCGCAGCAGAAGCAGCAGAAGCAGCAGAAACAGCGCAAGCGGCGACGAAAGCAGCAAGUGCCGACGCUUGGCAAGUCAGCAAGCGAUGGGUCCAUGUCGGCAAGGCCACUUUCUUCGGCAGUGGAGGUGGAUACGCCCGUGCUCGCGUCGAUGCUGCAGCAGACGCUGCACGACAGCUCACAACGUACGCGAUCAGGUCGGACGCUGGGUCCUCGCCAAGCCACCGUCGCCAAGUUGAUGGCCGCACGAAGCAGAAUGACGUCCAACAUACCCCUCACCAGAGCCGACAUGAUGGCAGAGCUGGAGAUGACGGCCUUUGCGAAAUCGGACGACAGCACGGAAGCGCGGCGGCGGCGGAUCUCUGGUCCGGAAUCGCCAAUCAUGAUGGAGAGACCAGCGCUUGCACGCAUGCAGGACUGGAUGCGACAGGCAACUCUGAAGGAGGAGGAGGCGGAGACAGAGGAUGACGACAGCAACAACAAUGGGGACAGAAACGAUGGUGGUGUGCGUGACAACGGUGGUCGGGAUGGAGGAGGUGAUGUUAUGCCUGGCGAGGCAAAUAGCAGCGAGCGCAGAGAGGAAGCAGAAGUAAUCGAGAUGAACGAAGUGUUUGACAUUCAGAAUACACCCAACGGCAAGCCCAACAGCCCUCAGCAACAACAACAGCAGCAACAACAACAACAGCAGCAGCAACAACGCCGCCAGCCCUCUCCUCUGAUGCAACAGUUGAAUGAGAGCGCGCUGUCAACAUCGUAUCAGGUGUCCCUGUGCUGAGGAGCCGAUCAUGCUGGGCGUGUCGUAGUUGUUGUGGUGGUGGCAGUCACAGCAAUGGUGGUCGUUACAGUGGUGGUCGAUGCGUUAGUGUUGUGUGCCUGCAUCGUGCAUUGUAUCGCCACAGCAUGUUGUUUUGUUCCGUAAAUGCUGUGCAUUGAUUCCUUUGGCCAUUAGCGCGUCUGUUGUUGGCUGGCUCACAUGAGACAGCGCCUGUUGCUUUGAUCUGUUACUGCCUGUUCUGUUUCAAUUUUAGUCCGUAGAAAUGUGAUAGAUGAUGCUUGUGCUCUGAUGUUUUGUGGUGUGCUUGCUGUAUUGUCACACAUGCCCCCUUACGUUUGACAAGCAGGCAAGCUGGUAGUAACUGCCCCCUCCUUCAAAUACAAGCAAAAGCGAA
Messenger RNA from Salpingoeca rosetta, 8418 nucleotides. Its product is annotated as TK/ABL protein kinase. The transcript is spliced from 21 exons. Bases 147 to 8024 code for a protein of 2625 amino acids. Gene Ontology annotation, biological process: G protein-coupled receptor signaling pathway; cell surface receptor protein tyrosine kinase signaling pathway; positive regulation of kinase activity. Gene Ontology annotation, cellular component: signaling receptor complex; membrane. Lineage: Eukaryota; Choanoflagellata; Craspedida; Salpingoecidae. Gene Ontology annotation, molecular function: ATP binding; G protein-coupled receptor activity; transmembrane receptor protein tyrosine kinase activity. The record is from RefSeq and is a predicted model, not a curated record.